Cryptomeria japonica (Japanese cedar) is the source of this 1123-nucleotide messenger RNA. Its product is annotated as 22.0 kDa class IV heat shock protein. The coding region runs from base 308 to 826 and encodes 172 amino acids. NCBI's taxonomy places the organism in Eukaryota, Viridiplantae, Streptophyta, Pinopsida, Cupressales, Cupressaceae. The record is from RefSeq and is a predicted model, not a curated record. Gene Ontology annotation, biological process: protein folding; response to salt stress; response to hydrogen peroxide. The transcript is spliced from 2 exons.
AAGGGCAUAGAUCUGUACCGUCAUAUGACAUAAUUCCGUCGAUACAAGAAACUUAGUGUAUAAUUUCUCAAUACGUCACUGGGUGGAAAAAUCACCCACAAAGUAGGCUAGAUCGAAGAAUUUUCCAGAAACAGAUGUGAAACCUCUGCAAUCGUCAGGAAUCCAUAUUUCUGCUUGUAACCUGUAAAUGUUGCCGUACAUUGGGCUUUCAUUAUUAUUGAAUAAAUCAACAAGUGAAGGCGGUGGAUAGGGUUUGGAUCUCUAUGCAAAUCUAGGGUUUCUCCGUUUGUGAAAAUAUUAUUCUUCAAUGGUGACGGUGAGCAUUCUGAUGGUAAUUUCAUUGUUUUUGAUGAGUCCGGCAACAGCCAUUUUCCCUUACAGAUGGCGUACCGGCGAUCUGUGGGACGCAAUUUUGGAUCCCCUGAAGCUCUUGGAUCAAAAUUCUCCCUCCGGUCCGAACGGUGCGGAAGAUGUUGCCCUGGCCCCAACUAACUGGAAAGAAACCACUCAAGCUCAUGUGUUUAUCGUCGAUGUACCAGGGUUGCAGAAGGAGGAGAUAAAGAUUGAAGUGGAUGAAAACAGGGUGCUUACAAUUAGCGGACAGCGAGUCAAAGAAGAAGAGAAAUUGGGCGAUAAAUGGCACAGAGUGGAGCGUGGUGUGGGUAAAUUCUGGAGGCGAUUUAAUUUGCCAGGCAACGUAGAUAUUGAUAGCGUGAAGGCUAGUUUAGACAAUGGUCUUUUGACUGUCGCCGUUGCCAAAAUUAGUGACGGCAAAGCUAAAACGUCCAAAAUUGUCGACAUUGCUGACAGCACUGGUGAGCUGUGAAUGUAUUCUGCUGUAAAUUGUUUGUGAAAUCAAUUAUUAGUUAGAUAAGCGAUUUCUUCUGAACUUAUUGAGGAUAGGGCAGAAAUCCCACCACAUGUUUCUGAUUCUUAAUUUACAGGACAGUACAUUCUUGGCUGGUUGUCUGUAGGCUAAAAUUGUUCUUUCUAUCAGUCAAGAAUUUUUUAAGUUGGAUUGAAAUAAUUUUUUGGAAGUGGGUAGGUAAUAGGGAAGAGGACUCAAUAGUUGUGGUGUUCAAAAUGCUUGUGAUAGAAUUUAAUUAAAUGUUCAUUAUAUUGA